ACAUUUUCGGACAAAGUUUAACAGUAUCCGGGGAGCUGGUACGAGCUGGGCGACUUAUUGUCAUUUGCUAUGGAUAUCCCAGCAUACGUGGCUGGGUACAUCCUGGUUCAGUGAAUGUGCGAUACUUGACUACUGCCUUCAUGUCAGGCACAGUGCUGGUUUUGAACAUACCAGUGUUGAUUAUGUACCUUGUCCUGACGUUUACCCAAAGUGUGAUAGCUGACUACGUAGCCGUUGCUUACUACUGCCUGUUGAUCGCGGUAAUGAUGCUGUUCACCUUCAAGCUAUGGCAAAAGCGUGGUCAGUUGAAGCAACACCAACUGUCUGAGACUAAGACCUUGGUGAUUUAUGGAGCUACCCUGGCCUUCUACGUCAUAUUUGAUAAUGUGCGAUACUACGGCUUCCCGGAUGAGAUGUACGGAGAAAAUGCAUCUAUUUGGGUAACCAUAGAUUUCGUAUCCUUCUGUUGCUUGAGCGUGGUAGUGCUGUUUAUCUGGGCGCGUAAUAUCUUCAUCAUGUGGGAUCGCGAGAACAAUGGAUCGGGCCAUACCACCGCUGGCGAAAACACUGACAGGGCGCUCGGUGAAGAAGGCACCCCAAUACAGAACAAGUGGAGACGUGGGCGAAUCGACAACGCGACUAUUGACGAUGUGCGCUACGAUACCAGACUUGUGCCGAGCUCUAGGGUGGAAUUGGAGGGUGAUAAAGUUGGGGGGGGUACAAAGGAUAUCGACACGCUGGUGAAAGACCAUAUCAACGCGGGAAUCCGCGAAAAGGAGACGGAUAUCGAAGCGGGCGAGGCCAGCGGGGACGACGGUAGCGGCGAGGAUCUGACGUUGAAUGUAUCAAUGACAAGCGCACCAUGGUUAAGAGAUCGCAGGGACUUAUGACCUCUGAAGGCAGUUGCGGUGGGGUUGGACGUAUCGAUGCAUCUUCAUUUAAGAGCAGGUCGCUGGGCUCAUUUAGCGCCAGUAGUGUCUUACGGCUGCCGGGAGAUAAUGGGAACGUCAUGUUUGUUAGGUCUGGGAGUGAGGUAUCUAGAACGUCCGGGUGCAAGGGGACAUAGACAAUUCCGAGGUAGGAGGGAAAGAACUUACUGAUAAAUAGGCCUUGGUAUAUAUAGUGAUAGGUUGUUUUAAAUUAGUUAAUGUUAUUCUAUGAAAUAAAAG
Sphaeroforma arctica JP610 is the source of this 1169-nucleotide messenger RNA. RefSeq lists its product as hypothetical. The record is from RefSeq and is a predicted model, not a curated record. The coding region runs from base 141 to 890 and encodes 249 amino acids. The transcript has 2 exons. Lineage: Eukaryota; Ichthyosporea; Ichthyophonida.